UCCUCUCCCCGCCCCCCUGGCGGCGGUGGCGGCGGCUGCUGUUGUCACCCACCGGGCCGCCUGUCCCGCUUGCCCUCACUGCCGCGGGACUGGCCAGGCCGGGGACAGGCGGCCACCUUCUCAUCACCGCCGCCACCACCGCCAUGCUGGCCGUUCGCCCACCGCACUGGGGGCCCCAUCGCUCCCCAGCCCCCCGUGGGCCCAGCGCCAGCCCUGACCCGGGUCUCAGCGGCGGUGGCAGCCGAGGUGCAGGAUGCGAGAAGGCGCCCCCCGGCCGGGCUCCCGCUCCAGGCCUCACACCCCUGCGGCCCUCUGAGCCCACCAUGGCCGUCCCACCAGGCCAUGGUCCCUUCUCUGGCUUUCCGGGGCCCCAGGAACACACACAGGUAUUGCCUGAUGUGCGGCUACUGCCUCGGAGACUACCCCUGGCCUUCCGGGACGCAGCCUCAGCCCCACUGCGCAAGCUCUCAGUGGACCUCAUCAAGACCUACAAGCACAUCAAUGAGGUAUACUAUGCGAAGAAGAAGCGGAGGGCCCAACAGGCGCCACCCCAGGACUCGAGCACCAAAAAGGAGAAGAAGGUCCUGAACCACGGCUACGACGACGACAACCACGACUACAUUGUGCGCAGUGGCGAGCGCUGGCUGGAGCGCUAUGAGAUUGACUCUCUGAUUGGCAAAGGCUCCUUUGGCCAGGUGGUGAAAGCCUAUGACCACCAGACCCAGGAGCUGGUGGCCAUCAAGAUCAUCAAGAACAAAAAGGCCUUCCUGAACCAGGCACAGAUUGAGCUGCGGCUGCUGGAGCUGAUGAACCAGCAUGACACAGAAAUGAAGUACUACAUAGUGCACCUGAAGCGGCACUUCAUGUUCCGGAAUCAUCUGUGCCUGGUGUUUGAGCUGCUGUCCUACAACCUGUACGACCUCCUGCGCAACACACACUUCCGAGGUGUCUCACUGAACCUGACUCGGAAGCUGGCGCAGCAGCUCUGCACAGCGCUGCUCUUUCUGGCCACACCUGAGCUCAGCAUCAUCCACUGCGACCUCAAGCCUGAGAACAUCCUGCUGUGCAAUCCUAAGCGCAGUGCCAUCAAGAUUGUGGACUUUGGCAGCUCCUGCCAGCUUGGCCAGCGGAUCUACCAGUAUAUCCAGAGCCGCUUCUACCGCUCACCCGAGGUGCUCCUGGGCACACCCUAUGACCUGGCCAUCGACAUGUGGUCCCUGGGCUGCAUCCUUGUGGAGAUGCACACCGGAGAACCCCUCUUCAGUGGCUCCAAUGAGGUGGACCAGAUGAGCAGAAUUGUCGAGGUGCUUGGCAUCCCGCCUGCACCCAUGCUGGAACAGGCACCCAAGGCUCGCAAGUACUUUGAGCGGCUGCCUGGGGGUGGCUGGACCCUGCGAAGGACAAAGGAACUCAGGAAGGAUUACCAGGGCCCCGGGACACGGCGGCUGCAGGAGGUGCUGGGCGUGCAGACGGGCGGGCCCGGGGGCCGGCGGGCGGGGGAGCCGGGCCACAGCCCCGCCGACUACCUCCGCUUCCAGGACCUGGUGCUGCGCAUGCUGGAAUAUGAGCCCGCCGCCCGCAUCAGCCCGCUGGGCGCUCUGCAGCACGGCUUCUUCCGCCGCACGGCCGACGAGGCCACCAACACGGGCCCGGCGGGCAGCAGUGCCUCCACCUCGCCGGCGGGCCUCGACACCUGCCCCUCCUCUAGCACCGCCAGCUCCAUCUCCAGCUCUGGAGGCUCCAGUGGCUCCUCCAGUGACAACAGGGCCUACCGCUACCGAUAUUGUGGGGGGCCUGGGCCCCCCAUCACCGACUGUGAGAUGAACAGCCCCCAGGUUAUACCCUCCCAGCCUCUGCACCCCUGGGCAGGGGGUGAUGUGCCCCACAAGACACAUCCAGCCCCUACCUCUGCCUCGACAUUGCCAGGGACUGGGGCCCAGUUACCCCCCCAACCCCGAUGCCUUGGACGUCCCCCAUCACCAACAUCACCACCACCCCCGGAGCUGAUGGAUGUGAGCCUGUCAGGCAGCCCUCCAGAAUGCUCUCCACCUCAUCCAGCACCUGCCCCCCAGCACCCGGCUGCCUCAGCCCUCCGGACUCGGAUGACGGGAGGUCGACCACCUCUCCCACCCCCUGAUGACCCUGCCACUCUGGGGCCUCGCCUGGGCCUCCAUGGCGUACCCCAGAGCACAGCAGCCAGCUCAUGACCCUGCCCCCUCCCUGGGGCCCCUCCUGAAGCCAUACCCCCCCAUCUGGGGGCCCUGGGCUCCCAUCCUCAUCUCUCCCCUUGACUGGACUUGCUGCUACCCAGCUGGGGUGGGUGAGGCCUGCACUGAUUGGGGCCCAGGGCAGGGGGUCAAGGGAGAGGGGUUUUGGCCGCACCCUCCCCACUAAGACUGGACCCUUGGCCCCCUCUCCCCCCUUGUUUUCUAUUUAUUGUACCAAAGACAGUGGUGGUCCGGUAGAGGGGAGAUUGCCCCUCACCCUAGGGCCCUAGGAGGGGGUGGGGGCAGGUAGGGGGAGAUGGCCUUGCUCCUCCUUGCUGUACCCCCCAGUAAAGAGCUUUCUCACAUGCCUGCCUGAGCGUUUGCAGGGCCUUGGCUCCCUCUCCUGACCCUCAGAGGCAUGGUGGGGAAGGUUGUGUGGGAAAGGGUGCUUUGUGGCGUGGGUAUAUCCCUCCUGGGGACAUCAUACUUGGUGCAGGCACUGGGCAGCGGGAAGUUGGCGGGCUGUAGAACCAUAGACACAUCCUGGAUACAACGAUCCUGGCCCACAUUUGCCUUUUCCAGGAUAAAAGGCCGCUUUCUGGCCUAUUGCUGGAAAUAGUAACGUCCUGCACUCGUCUGUCAGGGCUCUCAUAGAGUCCACCAAGGAGUGGCUUUUUGUGUCAGGCAGGCACCCAGUAGGCUCUGGGUGUACUCCACGGGCCUUCCUUGGUACUAUCCAGACAGGCCUUGGGGACAGAUUUUGCCCCCCCUGUGUCCUGCCCCAUUCUGGAGUCAUUGCAGAAUAUUGAGAUUCUCGGGCAAAAAGACGCUCCCUGACUUUCAGGUAAGUGGAUUUUGUUUCAUGGCAAUUUGGAACCAGCUGUCUCCCAGUCAGUCUUGGAAGAACCACCUGGUUCAAACUGUUUAGCACUCACAACGGGCGGGCGCGGUGACUCCUGGGAGAUGGAGUUCUGCUAGGCUAGCUCUUUGCUCACUUUUCUUGGGGAACUACAAAACCCAGCAGUCUCUGCUCACGUGGCUGGGGCCUAGUGUUCGCUGAGCUUUCGGCAUUAGGGCCCGGAUGUUGGCGGAUCAGGAGAACGGGUAGUGAUUGGAUAGUGUGCAGGGGCGGGGCGGGGGUGGUGGUGCUGGAAGUUGUCAAUCCACUUUGCAGGGCCUGGGCGGGGCAAUGGAGGGCACACGCAGAAGCCGCGGUGAGCAAGGUCCUGGUCGCUUGUGGGUCACUGGUGAUAGUGAUCUUUUUGAGAAUGCCGGUUAAGAUUUAUUGGGGGUCUUUGGUUAUGUAGAGAGCUGGACUUUUUCGAAUGGGCUGAGGCACAAUGAGAGGAAGGUGUACAGCCCAGUUUUUCUGAAACAUGAUUAGUAGGCUGCAGUAAAAGACUCGGGUCUGGCGGCUUGUGGCAGGCCCUUAGGCAAGAGCUGUCUGUGGUGUAACCGGGCAGGGGCUGUGCUGAGGAGGCCAGGGAAGGACAGGUGAACUUUCUAGAAGAUUGCGUUGACAGGCUGAGUAGAAGGAUGAGAUAGAGAGGGCCCGGAAAGGGAGGUCUCCUGCCCCAUUAAUAGUCUCGGUUUGGUUUGUUUGUGUGUGUGUGUUUGUGGUGCGUGAUGGUACCCAAGGAACCCCAGAUGCUAGGCAAGUGUUCUACACACCCAGCCUCCCAGUAAAAGACUUUGACUGAACAGUCCUAGAAGACAAACUGCGGUGACCUCUCCGAGUUUAGGCCUAGUGAGGGCAGAUGGAAGUUAAGUUACUUCUUGUCUAGGGUCACACGACUAGGAGAUAGGCUCAGGUUGGGGUGUGUGUGUGUGUGUGUGUGUGUGUGUGUGUGUGUGUGUGUGUGUACCAGUCCAAAUUAAUUUAGCAAAGUGUAUUUGAGCCUGGAGGCCUCAGCAGGACCAAAUCAUGUAGGCCCUGUGAGGAAUGUAGAAUGGGUGUGGGAUGCCAUUUCUGUUUGUAGUUGAGAACUGCUCCAGGCUGGCUGACUACCUGAUACCUCCUUGGGUGUCUCCAGGGAGGGUACUCAGAGUUCACACUGGUGAACGUCCAUGACAUCUUCAUUGGUCUUCCUGCCUUCAUCGUUCCCCAUGUAACCAAAGAAACUCUGAGCACCUACUGUCCCUCCCUGCUGAGAAGCCUCCUAGAUGCCAUCUCACUCAGGGUGAAAGCCCAAUCCUUUCAUGACCUGCGGGCCCUUCAUCACCCGCCUCUGCUCCAGCCACACUAGCUAGCCUCAGGACCGUGGUGUGUGGUGUUCUCUUUGCCUGCAUCAUUUAUCUCUAGACAGCACAGCCUGGCCACUCUUCGGAAUCAUCUUUCUGACGGCCCUAUCCAUUUUCCUUAAGUUUUCCCUUGGGUCAGGCAUAUUGCUGGCACACGCUUAAAAUGUAUCUUGUCACCAACCGCCUCCCCUCCAGGAGCCCUUGAACUCCUUGGAAGCAAGCUUUUGGGUCACUUUAUGCUUUUUCUCCCACACAGAAGAAUAUGUGGCACCAGCAGGGCGUAGAUCUAGACUCCACUCAUCCCCUUCUGUACAGCUGAAUCUUUCUGAGAGCUCAAGGCAGUCAGCAGGGAUUUUGCUUCUGCAGUAUACAAUGUGGAAACAACAGAGGAGAAAGGGUGUGUCUCUGCCAUGAAAGAACUCAGAUAGCACAGCUAUGGGAAGUGACCAGAAUCAAGAGCAUCGAAGGAAAACUUGAUAGGUGCUUUUGGCUCCAAGUAAGAGAUUCCAGCCCAUGGGGUUGGCAUCGGCUCCAUCCAGAAAAGUAUGUAUGUGAUGAUUGACACCCAGAGGCUGAGGUCAUACCUUGUCCUUCUCAGGAGGACCGUGAGUCCCCACUGUCUGUGUACAGAGAGUUGCAGGAGAAUUUAAACAGCAGGACAGAAAGCAAGGUUAGCUGUGUUGGGAUUCUGUUUGUUUUGUUUUAGAUUUAUUUAUUUUAUGUGUAUGAGUAUUUUGCCUCUAGGUAUGUCUGAACCGUGAGCAUGUCUGGUGCUAAAGAGGGCAUUGGAUUCCCUGAAACUGGAGUUAGGGAUAGUUGUGGACCACUGUGUGGAUGCUAGGAACUGAACCCGGGUCCUGUGGGAGAGCAGCAAGUGCUCUUAACCACUGAGCCAACUCUCUAGGCCCAGCUGUAUAUUUAAAAGGUUCCAGACAGGUGUUACCAUGGCUACACUUAAAGAUAGCCUUCAUUCUGCUGUCUAUACUUGAGAUGGGGAAGUCUCCUUCCUCUUGAGUAAUGACUGGGCCAGUAACUUGAGCCCAGUGGCCUUCACGGGUCUGUCAGCUUCUCUGUUCACCCUGGUACCCUGACCAUCUUUAGAGAGAGUCUUUGCCGCACCUACUGCAGCUGGGCCAGAUUUGUGCAUGACCUCAUGGACCUUCUGACCCAACUGGCACUACCCUGGAACAGACUUGAGUCCUCCUCAGGCCACACUCCCUGAACCUUUUUCAUAUUCCAGAAUCAUGAAAUAAACAAUUGGAAUUUUAUGACACUGUUUUAGGAUGAUUUGCUACUAGCAAUAGCUAACUGAGGUAAAGCAGUGUUUUCCUUUUUUUUUGGGG
Messenger RNA from Microtus ochrogaster (prairie vole), 5791 nucleotides. It is a transcript of the gene Dyrk1b, whose product is annotated as dual specificity tyrosine phosphorylation regulated kinase 1B. Lineage: Eukaryota; Metazoa; Chordata; Mammalia; Rodentia; Cricetidae. Gene Ontology annotation, biological process: protein autophosphorylation; peptidyl-serine phosphorylation; peptidyl-threonine phosphorylation. The record is from RefSeq and is a predicted model, not a curated record. Gene Ontology annotation, molecular function: protein serine/threonine/tyrosine kinase activity; protein serine/threonine kinase activity; ATP binding.